AAAGAAAAUCAUAAAAUGGUACUGUCUCUACCUUGGCUAUGGAGUAAUAGUCCAUACUGCCAUGCCAACCCUGUAUGUAGAAACUACAUAAAUGCAGGGAAGGCUAUCAGAACCCGCAUGCUUAUGAUCAAUCAUAUUCUUAUCUAUCUAUCAGACUCGCAUAUUAUUACUGUGGCGUACUUAUUAUUAUUAUUGUUAUUCUCAAUUUAUUCCAUGAUGAUUCAGUAUGCAUUGUGUGUUACACACGCAUGUAUGUGUGGAUGUACACUGCCGUCGACAAAGUAG
Molecule: messenger RNA, 285 nt
Organism: Rasamsonia emersonii CBS 393.64
Lineage: Eukaryota; Fungi; Ascomycota; Eurotiomycetes; Eurotiales; Trichocomaceae
Exons: 1
Source: RefSeq, a predicted model, not a curated record